This is a messenger RNA of Ichthyophthirius multifiliis, 2710 nucleotides long. RefSeq lists its product as hypothetical. Lineage: Eukaryota; Ciliophora; Oligohymenophorea; Hymenostomatida. Gene Ontology annotation, molecular function: DNA-directed RNA polymerase activity; ribonucleoside binding; DNA binding. The record is from RefSeq and is a predicted model, not a curated record. Gene Ontology annotation, biological process: DNA-templated transcription. The transcript is spliced from 3 exons. Gene Ontology annotation, cellular component: RNA polymerase I complex; nucleus.
UAAUUAUUUAUAUGACCAAGGAUUAAAGAAAAUUGCUGAAUAUCUCCAACCUCUUGAAAUAAUAAAAGAAAGUCGUUCUGAUAGUUAAAAAUAAUCAUAUCUUUCGUUUAAAAAAAUGCGUGUAUGGGUAGAAGAUUUAGAAAUAAAUUAUCCUACCCGAUAAUCUUCUGGUGUAGGCGAAGAUUCUAAAUUAAUGCCUGAGGAAUGUCGUAUAAGCCGUAAAACAUAUAGUGCGCCUUUACUGGCUACAAUUUGUCGAACAAUAGAUGAAGGUAGUGUCGAAAAAAUAAGACUUUCUCUUGGAGAAGUGCCUAUAGUUGUUAUGAGUGACCAUUGUCAUUUAAGUAAACUCAAUUCUAGAUAAUUAGUGAAUGCUCAUGAGGAUUGUAAUGAAUUCGGAGGGUAUUUUAUUGUAAAUGGCAAUGAGAAAUUAGUUAGAAUGCUCAUUAUGUAAAAGAGAAAUUACCCAAUAGCUUUUUUAAGGCCUUCUUAUGUUAAUAGGGGUCCUAAUUAUACUUAAUAUGCAGUAUAAAUGAAGUGUGUAAGGGAAGAUUUAUAUGCUAAAAGUAUCACUUUGCACUAUAUAUCAGACGGGUAGGUGUUUUUGAGACUUUUGCAUCGAAAACAAGAGUUUUUGAUUCCAAUUAUUGUAAUUUUGAAGUGCUUGGGGGAUUUUUCGGACUUACAUAUAUAUAAUAAAUUAGUAAAAGGUUAAAGUGGAAAAAGUUCGCUUUCAGAUAGAGUGGAAGUGCUAAUUAGAGGUGCAAAAACAAUGAAUUUAAAUAGUAAAUAGGAAUGUUUGGCUUAUUUAGGGAAGAGUUUUCGAGUUGUAUUAAAUAUUAAUAAUAAUGAGGUAAAUGAUAAGGAAGUAGGAGAAAUUUUUAUAAAUGAAAAUAUUUGUGUACAUUUAAAAAAUAAUAUGGAUAAGUUUAAUAUUUUAUGCUUUAUGGUAUUAAAAUUAUAUGGACUGGUCUCUGAUGAAAUUUCUCCGGAAAAUCUAGAUUCUUUAUAAAAUUAAGAAGUUUUAUUACCUGGACACCUAUAUACAAUGAUUUUGAAGGAAAAAAUAGAGGAAAUGUUAUAAGGAAUUAGAUAAAAAGUAUUUAAAGAUGGAUAAAAACCAGAGGAAGCUUAAAAAACUUUGCAUGUUUCUUAUAUUAAAAAGGCUAUUGAAAUUUAAGGUUCUAUAGGAACUAAAAUAGAGUAUUUUCUAUCUACUGGUAAUCUUAAAAGUUAAACUGGAUUAGAUUUAAUGCAAAAUAAAGGAUUUGCUAUUAUUGCAGAUAAACUUAACAAUAUGAGAUUUUUAAGUCAUUUUAGAAGCGUCCAUAGAGGUGCAUAUUUUACUGAAAUGAAAACUACUACUGUCAGAAAAUUACUUCCUGAGAACUGGGGUUUCAUAUGCCCUGUUCAUACACCUGAUGGUGCACCUUGCGGCCUUUUGAAUCAUAUAGCAAUGACCUGUAAGCCUUUAACUAGACCUGGUUAUGAUAAAAACAAGCAUAUUGAUUUAUAGAAACUAUGUUGCUAAUUGGGAAUGAAUCCUAUAGUGAAUGAUUUAUCUAUUAUUUAUCCACCAAAUAUGCUUACAGUAAUUCUAGACGGCAAAGUAAUUGGGUAUAUAGAAAAUGAAUGUGCUGAAUAAUUUUGUUAGUCUUUAAAAUAUUUAAAGAUUGUUUAAGACUAGGAAAGAUUAGUUUCUGCUGAUUUAGAAAUAGGAUUAAUUAGAAAGGAAAUACAAGAUAAAUAAAUUCUUUUUGCUGGAGUUUAUUUAUACACUAAUGAGGGUAGAUUCGUAAGACCAGUAAGGCAUUUACAUUUAAAUUAAAACGAGUGGAUCUCCCCUUUCGAAUAAGUGCAUUUAUCUAUAGCGUGUACAUAAGAAGAUAUAAGAAACGAUACUGAAUACUAAGAACUUUCACCUUCUUAUAUAUUAUCGAUAUUGCCAUCAUAAAUUCCUUUUUUAAACUAUAAUUAAUCACCAAGAAAUAUGUAUUAAUGUUAAAUGGCUAAAUAGACAAUGGGUACUCCUAUGCAUAAUUUUCCUUAUAGAUUCGAUAAUAAAUCUUAUAGACUAAUGAGUCCUUAAUUGCCUAUGGUAAAAGGACAAAAUCCAGAAGAAUAUGGACUUGCUGAUUAUCCUUCAGGAACAAAUGCAGUAGUGGCAGUUAUUAGUUAUACAGGAUAUGAUAUGGAAGAUGCUAUGAUAUUGAAUAAAUCAUCAUAUGAAAGAGGAUUUGGACAUGGGUGUGUAUAUAAAAACUAUACUUAUGAUAUAGGAGAGUUUAAUAAGGAGAAAUCUUCGAAAUUUAAAAUGCUUCAUUAAGUUAGGAAUGUGGAUAAAAGCCAGAUUUAGGAAGGGCUGGAAAUCGAUGGAAUACCUGCGAUUGGAUCAGUGAUAAAAAAAGGAACUGCAGUAUUCUAAAUACAAGAUACUUAGAAGAAUACUAUGAAGACAUUUUAUCAUAAAGAAAGUGAAAUGGGAAGAUUGGAUGGAGUAGCAAUAGUUUAGGACGAAAAAAAAAAGAACCGAGGGUUGAAUAUAGAGUUAGAAUUCCUAGAAACCCUAUAAUUGGGGAUAAGUUCUCAUCUAGACAUGGACAAAAAGGAGUUUUAUCAGUACUUUGGCCUCAUAUAGAUAUGCCUUUUACAGAAUCUGGGAUAACUCCUGAUGUUAUAAUAAAUCCGCAUGCUUUCCCAUCAAGAAUGA